This is a messenger RNA of Yarrowia lipolytica CLIB122, 540 nucleotides long. RefSeq lists its product as uncharacterized. The record is from RefSeq and is a predicted model, not a curated record. Lineage: Eukaryota; Fungi; Ascomycota; Dipodascomycetes; Dipodascales. Gene Ontology annotation, molecular function: protein binding.
AUGCCUCCAGCCAACUGGCCCAGCAACAUCGUCUUCAUCAAGGAGAACAUUUACUCGAACCAACUUACCUCCGAAGAGCUAGCAAACAUAGGUCUGACACCCGCCAAGGCAAAAACUCGCCCAACGCCAAAUGGAUCUCCAACCAACAAGCUGAUUAAGAUCAAAAAGAUCUCCGAUCCCAAGCACCCUGCUAAUGGGCAGUUCGGUCUGUUUGCAAACCAGAAGUUGCCUGCAAAGUCGCAUGUAAUCGACUACGUUGGCUAUGUACAUCCAGACAGAGAAAGUGAUCCCUCAUCGGACUACGACAUCAGUCUUGACUCUGCCCUUGGCAUCGGCAUUGACGCCCAGAGAUGGGGGUGUGAAGCUCGUAUGAUCAACGACUACAGAGGGAUCAAUGCUACCAAUAACGUCAUAUUUGACAAUCGCAUGGUAGGAAAAGAGCUGCGAAUUGCUGUGUUUGUGGGCCCAAAGGAUGUCAACAAGGGAGAGGAGCUAUGCAUCAACUACGGAAAGGGGUUCUGGAAGGGACGAGCAGGAUGA